Messenger RNA from Komagataella phaffii GS115, 600 nucleotides. RefSeq lists its product as hypothetical. Lineage: Eukaryota; Fungi; Ascomycota; Pichiomycetes; Pichiales; Pichiaceae. The coding region runs from base 1 to 600 and encodes 199 amino acids. Gene Ontology annotation, molecular function: ceramide 1-phosphate binding; ceramide 1-phosphate transfer activity. Gene Ontology annotation, biological process: ceramide transport; intermembrane lipid transfer. The record is from RefSeq and is a predicted model, not a curated record. Gene Ontology annotation, cellular component: cytosol; membrane; cytoplasm. The transcript is spliced from 2 exons.
AUGUCAACUUUUUUCGAUGGAAUGAAGAAAUCCUUCAAGGAUGUCCCUUUGGUGGAUGGAAAAAUAGCAACGGACGAGUUCCUGCAAGCGUCGGAGUCCUUGAUUAAACUAUUUGACCUCUUGGGUUCUUCAGCAUUUGCUGUAGUCCAAAAUGACAUGCAAGGAAAUGUUGACAAAAUUCGUAAAAAGCUUCUUGAGUCACCUGUCGAUGCUGCUACGCUUCAAGACUUGGUUUUGGAUGAGAAAGACGCAUCGAUCAAGGGCAAAUCCGCUACCCAAGGUUUAUUAUGGCUAUCUAGAGGCCUUCAAUUUACUGCAGCAGCUAUGAGAGAGACUGUAGACAAUCCAGACUAUGAACUCACGAAGGCUUUCACUAAUGCCUAUGGUAAAACCUUAAGUAAGCAUCAUUCGUUCGUGAUCAAGCCAAUUUUCAAGUUAGCUAUGAAAGCCUGUCCAUAUAGAGCGGACUUUUUCAAAAAAUUGGGAGAUGACCAAGAAAAGGUCACCGCUCAACUCUUGGAAUGGUUGGCCUCUUUAGAAAACAUUGUCAAGAUUAUCUUUUCCUUUUUUGAGUCUGGAAACUACGGUAAGGGGUUGUAA